CCAGCAUGAUUUUUUCACCGUAAGUAAUUCUUCUAACUCAUGCCUUGCUGUGAGCAGCCGUUGACGGGUUAUCCAAGGAAAUUCCGAGACAACCCUGACGAUAUAAUGAAUUCCAUGUCAUAGUCCUCUUGAGGUUGAGUACUUUUGUUGUAUAGCAAUCACUCCGAGUCAGCAGUCGUCUGCGCUAAAGAUUGAUGCAAUGUCACGGUUCACAGCGAUGACAGCGAGAUGGUUACUUCGUCGCCAAAUCAAUGCCAGCUCCAUUUUCCUGGCAUUGCUGUCGACGGUCCCCUCCGUCUCAGCUACGAAUUGCUAUACGCCUGACGGAACAAUAUCGAACGAUCGCCCUUGCAACGCGUCAGCCUCGGCCAGUGUCUGCUGCACGCAGGGCUUCCUCUGCACUUCCAACCAGCUCUGCCAGCCCGCAGGCUGGUGGGAUGGCUCCGACGGCAAUCCCCUCCAGUUCAUCAGAGGGACCUGCACCGACAAGACGUGGGCUGCGCCUGAAUGCCAGGGACACUGUGUUGCAGAUAACCCCUCGGGAGGAGAGUGGGUGAUGCGAUGCGGAAAUACCACCAACAACUACUGCUGCUCUGCAGAUGACUGCUGUACCAAGGUUUCGUACUUGAAAUUCACACUGGAUGAACCCACCAUUACUGCGACGGCGGGGAUAGAACCUACCUCAACGGCGACAACUACGACAGAGUCCUCCAGGGAGACAUCCACGGCAACAACAAGCACAAGGACGUCGACGACGCCAACACCCACCACAAGCGCAGCCUCCAACUCGAACGAUUCGCUCAAUUCAGGGUCAGGCUCAACGACAAAUGUAGCGAUCGGCGUCGGCGUCGGUGUCGGGGUAGGCGUUGUCAUCAUAGGAUGUCUGCUCGCGUUGUUUGUAAUGCGCUCGCGCCGGAAGAAGCGACUCGCAGCCCAGCAGAACAGUUCCGCCUUCUUGCCGGGGUCUCAGGGAGGCCCGUUCGGUGUCUAUCCUCCGGUGACUCGAGUCCAGCAUCCCUCAGAGCUAGACUCGCAGCAGCAGCGCCACCCGACUGUGGCGGAGCUAGACGGAGUCCACACGGGGAAGCAUGAGGUGCGGUGAGAUUGGGAUAGAUGAGUGGUGUUUACAUAUGCAUGAUUAAUCUCCGCGGUUUAGCAUUUAUACCCGGAGUGCUUUUGGUAUGUAUAUCAGAAGGAUUCUGCGAACUGAUGGGGAUAAGAGUUUGCGCUAUGCUGAUGCCUCAUGAUCAUUUGGUGUUGCUUCCAAUUCCUGUAUAUAAAAGAAGUUAAGGUGGAUGGCUUCUUCAGUCCAUAUCCUGGCCCAGGAAUGACAGACCAUACGUAUAA
Molecule: messenger RNA, 1347 nt
Organism: Aspergillus novofumigatus IBT 16806
Lineage: Eukaryota; Fungi; Ascomycota; Eurotiomycetes; Eurotiales; Aspergillaceae
Exons: 2
Coding region: 218-1102 (294 amino acids)
Source: RefSeq, a predicted model, not a curated record